UGCAGUUGCUGCGUCAGAGGACACGUCAGGAGCGCUCUGAAGCGACCGGGAGGAGACAGACUCACCGCUUUUUCAGCUUUAGGAGGCAGCGGCACCGCUAUCCAGGAGCGACGCCACUUCCUGCACAAACAAGCCUGAAUUUAUUGAUUUCUGGGCGGUGUUGAUAAAGAAGACCAGGUAUAAAUAUGGUGUUCAGAGGCACAGUAUCCGAUGCUCCGGACUUUGAUCCCACCGCUGAUGCUGAGGCGCUUUACAAUGCUAUGAAAGGCUUAGGUAGUGACAAAGAGACUAUAUUGGACCUGAUCUGCUCUCGAUCCAAUGCACAAAGACAGGAAAUGAUUACAGCAUACAAAAGCAGUUUUGGGAAGGACCUGAUUGAAGAUCUGAAAUAUGAGCUCACAGGAAAAUUUGAGCGUCUCAUCGUCAGUCUGAUGAGAACGCCAGCCUACCAUGAUGCAAAGGAAAUCCAUGAUGCAGUCAAAGGUGCUGGAACAAAUGAGAGAUGCCUGAUUGAGGUCCUGGCAUCUAGAAACAACAAACAGAUGCACGACAUGGUGGCAGCUUACAAGGAUGCCUAUGGCGGAGACAUUGAGGAGGAUGUAAUCGCAGACACCUCCGGUCACUUUAAGAAGAUGCUGAUUGUUCUACUUCAGGGGACCAGAGAUGAGUCAGGAGUGGUGGAUGCAGACCUGGUGGAGCAGGAUGCACAAGACCUGUACGCAGCGGGAGAGGAGCAGUGGGGAACCGAUGAGGCCAAAUUCAUCAUGAUCCUGGGAAACCGCAGUGUGACCCACCUCCGCAUGGUUUUUGAUGCAUAUGAGAAGGUUGCAGAAGUGUCCAUUGAGGACAGCAUUAAGAGUGAACUGUCGGGAGACUUUGAGAGGCUGAUGCUGGCUGUUGUCCAGUGCAUAAGGAGCGUUCCCAUGUUCUUUGCUAAGCGCCUCUACAAGUCAAUGAAGGGACUUGGAACAGCUGAUAACACUUUGAUCCGGAUCAUGAUUUGUCGCUCUGAAAUUGACAUGUUGGACAUCCGAGAGUGUUUCCGUCUCGGAUACGAAAAGUCCCUUCACCACAUGAUACAGGAUGAUACAUCAGGAGAUUACAAGAGGACUCUGCUUAAGCUGUGUGGGGGCGAUGACGACUUAGCUGGAGAGUUCUUCCCUGAAGCUGCUCAGAUAGCCUACAAGAUGUGGGAAUUAAGUGCCAUGACCAAAGUGCAGUUGAGACCUACAGUGCGGCCCGCAUCUGAUUUUGACCCUGCAGCUGAUGCACAAGCCCUGAGGAAAGCAAUGAAGGGAUUUGGAACAGAUGAAGAUGCAAUCAUUGACAUCAUCGCACAGAGGAGCAACGAUCAGAGGCAAGAGAUCCGGCAGACUUUCAAAUCUCUGCUGGGACGGGAUCUGAUGAAGGACCUGAAGUCUGAACUGUCAAAGAACUUGGAGAGGCUGAUCAUUGCACUCAUGUUGACGCCAGCCGAAUUUAAUGCCAAAAUGAUGAAAAAGGCAAUGGAGGGAGCGGGCACAGAUGAACACGCCCUGAUCGAGAUCCUGGUCACCAGGAGCAACGAGGAAAUACAUGCCAUGAACGCUGCCUAUCAGCAGGCCUACAAGACGUCUCUGGAGGAAGCCAUCCAGUCAGACACAUCAGGCCACUUCUGUCGCAUCCUGGUUUCUCUCGUGCAGGGUGCGAGAGAGGAGGGCCCAGUAGAUGUGGAAAGGUCAAAUUCGGAUGCGCAGGAACUUGCCGAUGCAUGCAAUGCAGAGUCUGAUGACAUGGAGAUGAAAUUUAUGAGUAUCCUGUGCACCAGGAGCUUCUCCCAUCUUAGGAGAGUGUUUCAGGAGUUUGUCAGAUGCUCAAAUAAAGACAUUGAACAAAUCAUAAAGAAGGAAAUGUCAGGCGAUGUGAAAAAUGCCUUCUAUGCAAUAGUUCGCAGUGUGAAGAACCAGCCUUCUUACUUUGCAGACCGUCUGUACAAAGCGAUGAAAGGUCUUGGGACAGAUGACAGAGCUCUCAUCCGCAUCAUGGUGUCUCGUAGUGAGACUGACCUUUUCAACAUUCGCAAAGAGUUCAAGGAAACGCAAGACGCGUCCCUCCAUGAAUUCAUCCAGGUAGAAACUAUGAUCGGUGAUACCUCAGGAGACUACCGUAAAACCCUGCUGAUUCUCUGCGGAGGAGAAGAUUAAACCUUUCACAUCUCUGCAGAUUUAUUCACAGACUUAAGUGACCACAAGAUAAGCCUGUUCACAGAGUCAAAACAGUGGGGGUGUGUGUUUGCAUCCGUUGCCAGUGUUCUUCUGCAGCUCUUCAGCCAAACCAAGUCACUACUACUACCCCAGUGUUGACCUCUCAGUCUUGCAAGCCACUUCUCUCCUUUUAUGUCUAAUUGCCAGGAUCAUGUCUGUUUUUUUUUUUGUUUUUUUUUACAUAAAGAUGUUAAUUUUAUUCUUGAAGUGGGCUUCACAGGUACAGCCAUGCAGCGUAGUAAAUGUUAAAGCAGUGCCUUCACCUUCCUGCACGUCCAAAGAGUACUGUAAUUUCUAAGGUAUCAAAUUUACCUGAAAUAAACAAAUACAACGAGAAAA
Cololabis saira (Pacific saury) is the source of this 2582-nucleotide messenger RNA. It is a transcript of the gene anxa6, whose product is annotated as annexin A6. Bases 186 to 2183 code for a protein of 665 amino acids. The transcript has 25 exons. The record is from RefSeq and is a predicted model, not a curated record. Gene Ontology annotation, molecular function: phosphatidylserine binding; GTP binding; actin filament binding. Gene Ontology annotation, cellular component: focal adhesion; cytoplasm. NCBI's taxonomy places the organism in Eukaryota, Metazoa, Chordata, Actinopteri, Beloniformes, Belonidae. Gene Ontology annotation, biological process: neural crest cell migration; mitochondrial calcium ion homeostasis; regulation of muscle contraction.